ACCGUGAGAUCGGUUCGCCGUCGGUUUCCUGCUGCGGUGAGGACAGCGGCGUCGAGACAGAACAGGGACAACUCCAGAGCAGCACCUCCAGGAUAACUCCACUGUACGAUGAAACUGUUCGCCCCAUCUCCAUCUCUGGACACCCGCUGCGUCACGGUCAUACUGCUGGUGAUGGGCCUCUCUACCCCUGGUGCAGCAGAAAUCACCAGUCUGGACUCGGGCAACAUUGAUGAUGUCUUAAAUAAUGCUGCGGUGGCAUUAGUGAAUUUUUACGCAGACUGGUGCAGAUUCAGUCAGAUGCUCCAUCCAAUUUUUGAGGAGGCAUCGAACACGGUGCGGGAGGAGUUCCCUGAGGCCACGCAGGUGGUGUUUGCUCGCGUCGACUGUGACCAACACUCGGAAAUUGCCCAGCGGUACCGCAUCUCCAAGUACCCGACGUUGAAGUUGUUCCGCAAUGGGAUGAUGAUGAAGAGGGAGUACAGGGGUCAGAGGUCAGUGUCGGCCAUAGCUGACUUCAUACGCCAACAGCAGGUCGACCCCGUAAAAGAACUGCACUCAGUGGAGGAGGUUAACACUCUGGACAGGUCAAAGAGAAACAUCAUUGGUUACUUUGAAAAAAAGGACACGGAAAGCUACCACGCAUAUGAAAAAGUCGCCAACAUCCUUCGAGAUGACUGCACGUUCUUGGCUGCCUUUGACUCUGUCUCUGAGUCCGAGCGCUUCAGUGGAGACAACAUCAUCUACAAGCCCGUGGGCGAGAACGUCCCUGACAUGAUCUACCUCGGCUCACUCGCCAACUUUGACCUGACCUACGCCUGGGCCCAAGACAAGUGUGUGCCCCUGGUCAGAGAGAUCACCUUUGAAAAUGGAGAGGAGCUGACUGAGGAAGGGAUCCCUUUCCUCAUCUUGUUCCACAUUAGAGAAGACGGAGAGAGCUUAGAGAAAUUCCAACACGAAGUAGCUCGCCAGCUCAUCAGCGAGAAAGGGUCUAUAAACUUCCUUCAUGCAGACUGUGAAAAGUUCCGCCAUCCUCUGCUCCACAUCCAGAAAACUCCAGCCGACUGUCCCGUCAUCGCUAUAGACUCGUUCAGACACAUGUAUGUGUUUCCCGACUUCAAAGACCUCGAUAUCCCUGGCAAGUUGAAACAGUUUGUGUUAGACCUUCACUCCGGAAAGCUUCACCGAGAGUUCCACCAUGGUCCUGACCCCACGGACAUCACACCUGGACAGGAGGAAACGGGAGACGAAGUGGCCAGCAGCCCCCCAGAGAGCUCAUUCCAAAAGCUAGCGCCCAGCGAGACUCGAUACACCAUCCUCAAUCGGGACCGCGACGAGCUGUGACCUGUACGGUCUUUCAGUGAUCCUGUGACUCAAUGCCACGCCCCGGGGUCUGGGAGGGGGUUCGGGUUGGGACAGGCCAGCGGGACAGAACAGCAACACCCAACACCCUUACUGAAGAGUGAGAGAUGAAGAAGAAGAAGAGGAGGAUGAAGAGGAAGACGGCGAGGAGCACAGUCCAUGACACAACCAUGUUGGAAUAACCUAUAUUUUCAUAACUCUUUCACAUACAAUUUUUAUUUUGGAUUAAAAGGAAGUGGGGGGUUAAGAAGAAGAAGAAGUGUGUGGGCAGGGGGUCAGGAGCAUUAGGACAUCAAGAGAAGUCUUUUUACUUUUUAUUUUUUUGGAGCUUGUAAAUAUGUUUGUGCUACAUGGGAGUCUCAUUGUUGGUCUAAAUUAAAUGCAGAGUUUUCUUUAUUUUAUUUAGAUUUUCAUCACCCUGCUUUUUUGUAGGAAACGGAUCAGUUCCCUCACUCCAGUUGUACGGUUCUUAUCUGUGGGUAGUCCAGUCCAGCUUGUCUGAUAGGAGACGCUUAGUUAGUCUCACUGACCUCAUGGCUGCGUCUCAAUAUGACCAACUCUUGUCGGAUUUAUUUGUAUAGCACAAGUUCUAACUAUAUGCCUGUUUGAAGUAGCUGUAUCUCCAUAUCUUCUCCACACAACCGCGGAGCUCUGAAGGAAUAGAAAACAUAUUUUGAAAAAUUAGGGUUAAAGCAAUUUCAAAAUCCUGACUUGAAACAGAAGAUAAAGAGACAGAGCUACUCCAGCCUAUUGAGAUGCACCCCUGCUCUCCCUGGUACUAAUGGUAAUAGAUAAUGAUGUCUCUUACAGUGCCUGUAGAAAAUAUUCACCCCUCUGACCUUUUUUUAUUUUUGUCACCAAUCAACAGAAAAAAAACACUGUUCUCACACUGCACAUGACCAAAAAGACACCAAUCCCCACCAUGAAGCCUGCUGGUGGCAGCAUCAUUCUGUGUGGAGGCUUCUCUGCAGCCGGCCCUGGAUGGCUUGUGUUGGUAGAAAGUGUCAAAUUGAAGCAACAAACAGAAACAAUAAAGGAAAACCUUUUGAUUAUGUUAACUUAUUUAUCUUAAACUUGAAUUAACGGAAAUGACGAGAAGGAUAAAUCUGUUUCCAGACUUUAAAGUCAAAUUCAGAAUUUGCCUGCAUGGAUGAUAAAUGUUCACGUUCUAAUUUCACUGAGCAAAGGAAGGUGGAGGAGAUGUAGUUUUACAGAUUCAUCCACAUAACCUCGUGGCUAAAAUUUAUGCCAAAUGUGCCUGUUUAAAGAAUUGUCUUUAAGGAUAUGAAUCCAAUCAGAAAUGUUGUCAGUCGUCCUGACACUGAUUUGUAGAAAUCACAUUUGAAUUGGAAAUGAUCUUCUCCUGUGUCUGAAAGUCUAAUUAACUUCACAGCUUUAAAACAGUAAAAUAUGAACAGGUCAAAGGGGAAUGGGUCAUUUUCAUAGGCACCAGUUUGCCAUGACACCUCUGAGUUGUGUUCCUGGGAAUCAAAGUAGAGGAAAAACAUGUUUUUGAACUGUACUUUAACAUGAUAGUACAUUUAUGAAAUGGAUGUUUUUUUUGCUGUUACCUGUUGUCAAAUGUGUCCUGCUGGGGGAGGAAAGACUGCGUCCCUCCUAGUGUUUUAAAAAAGUCGAGAGACAACUGGGGGGGGAACAAAUCAUUCAAUGAACGGUGGAAAUUUCAUUCUGACUUUAAUACAAGUCCUCUCAAAACUGGCUUUUGUCUCCUCUGAUGUAUUUUGGGAUUUUUUUUGGUACAAGUCUAGAUCCCUGAGAUCCACUGAAUGAAGUGAAGACAGAUCCCGAGUGUGGGGGACCCAUCUGCUAAGUUUGCACUGUGCGUCCUGCCCUUCCAGAGGCCAACAGAUGCCUGCAUAGUGACAUAUCAGCCCACAUACAGGAGAUCAACAGGGGGUAGUGUGAUGCCAUUUCCAAACCAGUCAUCUCAGAGGGGAGUAAAGUAAAUUAAAAAUCAUUUUACAGGA
Hippoglossus stenolepis (Pacific halibut) is the source of this 3347-nucleotide messenger RNA. RefSeq names its product endoplasmic reticulum protein 44 (gene erp44). Bases 109 to 1341 code for a protein of 410 amino acids. The transcript is spliced from 11 exons. The record is from RefSeq and is a predicted model, not a curated record. NCBI's taxonomy places the organism in Eukaryota, Metazoa, Chordata, Actinopteri, Pleuronectiformes, Pleuronectidae.